AUGCCUCCCUCACAAUUGACAAACGGCACCACCACGAAGAAGCGCAAGCGCACGACCGCCCUGGAAAAGACACGGAGCGAGGCGAGAAGCAAGGUCGUUAAGAAACCGGUUGUGCUGCCGACAGCGGAGGAUGUGCUGGUGCUGGAGGAGGCUAUUGCGGAGUCGCCGCAGCACUAUAAUAAGAUUGUAACGCUGCUGGAGUAUGUUCAGAACGCAUCUGCGAAUCUCGAGUUGGCCGUGACCUCCGCCGUAUCGCUAUGUCGGGUCUUCUGCCGCCUGAUGGCAAACGGGAGUCUCUUGCGGAAGAAGAGCCACGAUGCGGCACAGUCUACGAUUCUCGAGUGGCUGAAAGAUAGAUAUAAAGACUACACCAAGGAGCUGUCCGCGCUCAUUGCGCACGAGGACCCGGCGGUGCAGACCACGGCGCUGACGCUGUACAUGCGUCUUGUCAAGGAGGACGGCGCACACAUGAAGCCCGCCGGCGACGAGUACUACUUCCCGCAGAUGCUGUUCGGGAAGCUCAUGAGAGCGCUCCUCUACUCGGAGCAUCUUGACGACGCCGUCAAGCAGGAGUUUACGAGCAAGUACCUCAACGCCCACGACGACAUCCGGUACGCAUUCUACACCGCCGUCUCCGCGCUUAUCGCCGAAGCGCCCACUCCUACCCCGGUCUUCAUAGCCAGCGUCCUCGCCCUCCUGCUCACUCUCGAGAACGUACCCACCGCCGACGCCCCGCUCCUCGGAAGUACAUACACCACCGCCCCCGCGCCCAGCGCGCAAAAGCAGCCCCCCAUCCACGCAAAACCCACGCACCGCAAGCUCCUGCAAGAAACAUGGCUCGCAACGCUCCGUCUCCCGCUCACAAAGGACCAGAUCAAGACCAUCCUCGCCGUCAUGUCCAUCCGCAUCGUGCCCUGCUUCACCCGCCCGCAGCUGCUCAUGGACUUCCUCGUCGACGCCUACGACGCCGGCGGGUCCAUCUCGCUGCUGGCGCUGAACGGCCUCUUCUACCUCAUACAGACAAAGAACCUCGACUACCCGAACUUCUACACGAAGCUGUAUGCACUGCUGACGCGCGAUGUCUUCCACGUGAGGUACAGGUCCCGCUUCUUCCGCCUGCUGGAUACGUUUCUGGAGUCGACGCAUCUGCCGGCGGCGAUGGUGGCCAGCUUCAUCAAGAGGAUGGCGAGGCUGGCGUUGAGCGCGCCGCCGGCGGCCGUGGUCAUUGUCGUGCCGUUUGUGUAUAACCUGCUGAAGCGCCAUCCGAGCUGCACGUUCAUGGUGCACCGCGAGGGGAGCGCCGAGGAGCGAGAGGAGUGGAGGAAGGAGGGGUUGACGGAUGUGUUUGAGGAGAGGGAGGAGGACCCGAUGAAGACGAGGGCGAUUGAGAGUAGUUUGUGGGAGAUUGAGAUGCUGAUGGCGCAUUGGCAUCCGAAUGUGGGGACGCUGGCGAGGAUCAUUGGCGAGCAGUUUACGAAGGAGAAGUAUAUUCUGGAGGACUUUUUGGACCAUAGUUAUGCUAGUAUGUUUGCUGCCGAGGUUAAUAAGAGCAUCAAGAAGCCACCCGUGGUGGAGUUUGAUAUUCCGAAAAAGAUAUUCUUCAAGCCGGCCGCAGCUGCAGACGAAGAGCAGCUACAGGGCGAGGUGUCGGUAGAGGAGAAUCCGCUGUUGGCGUUGUGGAGCUUCGAGUAA
Morchella sextelata is the source of this 1692-nucleotide messenger RNA. RefSeq lists its product as uncharacterized. The record is from RefSeq and is a predicted model, not a curated record. Lineage: Eukaryota; Fungi; Ascomycota; Pezizomycetes; Pezizales; Morchellaceae. Gene Ontology annotation, biological process: ribosome biogenesis. Bases 1 to 1692 code for a protein of 563 amino acids. Gene Ontology annotation, cellular component: small-subunit processome; nucleolus; Noc4p-Nop14p complex. The transcript has 3 exons.